Molecule: messenger RNA, 1038 nt
Organism: Coprinopsis cinerea okayama7#130
Lineage: Eukaryota; Fungi; Basidiomycota; Agaricomycetes; Agaricales; Psathyrellaceae
Exons: 5
Coding region: 1-1038 (345 amino acids)
Source: RefSeq, a predicted model, not a curated record
AUGGCCGACUCUGAGGAAUUCUGGAACAAAUGGGUAGUCAAUGGCGCGAUCACCAUGUACGUCAGUAGCAUUGUGACCGUCCUCAACGUCGGCAUUCAGUCGUUCAUGUGCAUCUACGGGCUAUCUGCCUUCCUUCAAACGCCUCGCGACCUUCGCAAAGGACGCCUGCCCUACAUCGCGAUCAGCUUCCUCAUCCUGACUCUGCUCGCCCUGACAAGUGCAUUUGAGUUGUAUCGUCAAUUUACGACCAUGUAUUUCAGUGGACCUGGCGAGGAGUUCAGGCAAGCGGAGAACGUCAUGUAUACCCAUUGGUCGAAAGUCACGAGUCAGGUACUCAUGUACCUCUAUAUGACGAUUGGGGACGGUCUCUUGCUUUACAGAUGCUACAUUAUCUGGCAAAACGCACCCUGGGUCAUCGUCUUACCAGGUGUAAUGUAUCUCUCAUUCAUAGGCCUCACAAUCUCAACCAUAUCUCGCGAUUCCACGGGCAUAACCCUACGCGACCUCACUCAAAUCGGGAUCACUCGCAAGAUCAACUCCGCGCUUUCGAUGUUUACAUUCCUAACCAAUGUCACUGCCACAUCCCUCAUCGCAUACAAACUCAUUCGCGCGCACCGGGACUUCUCGAAGUCCCUUCCUGGUCGCAAUGUCGGGGUGUACCGGACCGUGACGAGGAUCCUUAUUGAAUCAGCACUUCCACUCUCCCUGUUCGGCUUUCUGUUCGCCCUCUUCGGAGUCCUGCAACUAGUUUACGUGACAAAGUCCCCGGCAUCCGCAUUGCCAUUCCUCACUGCCAGCAUGGUUGUUGGCAUUUUCUACACCAAUUUCGCGGCUCUCGCACCUCAAUUGAUCAUUUUCAGAGUGACCACCGGGAGAUCCUUCGUCCGUCAUGAUGAGACUGAGUUCUCCAUCCAUCCCGAAAGUCGCUUGUCACAGCCGAUUGCCUUUCACAGCAGUACGAUCAGUGGGUCCAAUGCUGUGAACUCUUUCACCAGUCGAGUUGGAGAGGAACUUACCAAAGCUGGCCGUGUUGUAUAG